Molecule: messenger RNA, 1623 nt
Organism: Nematocida ausubeli
Lineage: Eukaryota; Fungi; Microsporidia
Exons: 1
Coding region: 1-1623 (540 amino acids)
Source: RefSeq, a predicted model, not a curated record
AUGCAAAAAAAUGUAAUGACCUUGGAGCGUAUCGCGUGUUCAUCGAACAAUAACACUUUAACUAGUAUUAAAAGCAGCCAGAACCCAUACAUACUUACAAAUGAAAAAAACACAGCCAUUGUCCAGGAUAUUUUUAACUCUUUUGGAAAAUGCUCUGUUGCAGAAUGCCCUUUGAACUCUUCCAUGCCGCAUGCAAUCUCACUUUACUCAAAUAUUCUCUUCUGCAUUGCACAGGGUCAUGCUAACAGGCCCUCACUAAGCUACUCGGGCUCUUUCUCGUCUAUUUGUAAUUUUGAAAAGAGCAUUCUCUUUGCAAUUCAAAUAGACCGAAACUUCAAGCCCACAUGCACAGGACGGAUUGAUGUGCGCUGCGAGCAAGAGAUUGAGUCAAUCACAUACAUGAUAUAUAUAGACCGGUCUUUCCAGACAAAAAUAAGUACUGCAGACUACUACCACAUACUGGACAUGCUUCUGUGCCGGAAAGAGUAUGAAAGGUUUUUUAUCAUCUAUGCACAGCUUGAAGAAAGAAGCCUAGGCAUAUAUAAGCUGGCACUUCUUGCCUCCCUUUACAUAAAGAACGAGAAAACCACAAAAAUCCUAGCACACCUCAUACGCGAUCUGGGUCUUUCUGGAAAGAUAGAUGCAGACAUAUCCUCACCAGAGAUUGUUGACAAGCGGUUUCGCAACUUAGUAGAAGAAGCUGCAGAAGAUAGCGCAAUCCCCGACCUUCCAGCAGAAGACAAAGAGAUUCUCUUCUAUACGAUAAAAAAUUGGCACUCAAACAAGCACAAGGAAUUCUACUGGACAAUCUCCCUGCAGAAAUGGAGCUCAAGCAAAGGAGCAGAAGGCGCAUCGGAAGCAAUGAUUGACAAGUGCAUUCUGCUUAAAAAGUACGAGGAGGGCUGGUUUGUCUACAAGGAGUCCACUUUGUAUCCCAUUCUGCCGCUGCGCAUGUUCAGAAUAUCCAGAAAGGCUCUUUCUCUAGUCAUCCAUGCAAUUAACAACUGCAAUACAAAUAUGUGGGUUGAGAGGUAUCUGGAAAUAGCGACAAUCAUCACCCGAAUGAGCAUAGACAAUGCCCAGAAAGUAAGAAACACAUUCUCGUCCCUUCUCCGCCUGAAGAACUACUCCCACAUAUCGUGCAUUGCCAGGCUAAUAAUCAAGCAGUACCCUGAUAAUAUGCUCAAUGACAACCAAACCCUCUGCAGUAUAUUUGAGGACAUAUUUGAAAUAUUCAGGAUAAACAAGCAAGGAAUAAUCAACUCUGGUGAAGACCCGUGCCUGCCAGAGCUAGCUCUAAAUGCAUACUCCCUAUACAGCAUAUGGCGAAAAAAGAAUUCUCGUGGUGUUCUCCUCUCUCUCUUCUGGGGCCGGUCAAAAGAGGCAAUCGCAGUGUACAAUGCCAUCCUGCAAAUUGCAAUUAUUAUUGAGAACAAGCCCCAGAUUGUCACUCUCUGCAAGAAUAUAUGGGAGGACAGCCUGGCUAUCUCGGAAGAUCUCUCCAAUACACUGAUGCACGUGCACAAUAUAUAUUCAACCUGCAACUGCCUUGAAGAAGAGACCAAUGUCCACAGCCGCGGUUACUUAAUGCACGUAUUGGAUCUUCUUUCCUCGGCCCAAUGA